AUGGGUCUGUGGAAGCCCCACGACGUCCUGCUCUGUCACAUCAUUCCUUUACGAGGCCAAAGGCCUGUCUUUCUCGAGUUCCGCUCCUCCAAAGUCUUCAUUCUAGUUGCGGUGUGCUGGUCCGUAUUCACGGAUGUCUUUCUGUACGGGGUCGUCGUCCCGGUCAUCCCCUUUGCUCUCCAAGACCGAGUCCACAUCCCUCACGAACACACUCAGCAUUGGGUUUCCGUCCUCUUGGCCGUCUACGCGGCGGCACUGUUGUUCCUCGCCCCCAUUUGCGGUAUUGUAGCUGAUCGGACAAGUUCUCGAAAGGGUCCUCUGCUGGUCGGUCUCAUCGUCCUGGCCGGAUCGACGCUGAUGUUUUGCUUGGGCCAAACAAUUCCGGUCCUUGUCGUUGGCCGGAUGCUGCAAGGUGCUUCAGCAUCUGUGGUCUGGACCGUCGCCCUCGCCCUGCUUGCCGACACGGUCGGCGAGGACGAAUCUGGCCAAGCGAUUGGGUACGUGAGUCUUGCGACUUCCCUGGGCAUCUUGGUGGCGCCCUUGAUUGGUGGCGUGGUAUACGAGAAGUCGGGAUACUACGCCGUGUUCGGCGUCACCUUUGCCGUCAUUGGCCUGGACAUCCUCUUGCGCCUGGUGUUGAUUGAGAAAAAGACGGCGGUGCGAUGGCUCGGACCCGACUCGUCAUCAGUUCAGCCCUCCUCAACCGGCGCCACUCAAACCGACAUCCCACUCCCAGAUCGAGAUCGAUCGGCCGCCGGGGGCGAGAAGAGCGCACACGCCGCCAUCACCGAGCCUUCCCACCGCCAUCCCAAGAGGAAACUACCGCCAAUGCUCAUCCUUCUCCGGUCCCGUCGGAUUCUGGCUGCGUUCUGGGGGAAUUUAGUCGGCGCCAUGACGUUCACGGCCGUGGACACCACUCUGCCCCUGUACGUCAAUCAGAUCUUCGGCUGGGAUUCUCUGGGAGCUGGUUUGGCCUUUAUCGCCCUGCUCGCGCCGAGCUUUGCCGGCCCCGUGAUAGGGCAUUGGACCGACAAGUAUGGACCUCGCUGGAUUGCGGCGUCGGGCCUCUUCCUCUCGGUGCCAUUUUGGGUCCUGCUCCGACUGGUGGACCACGACACCGUCGGUCAGGCUGUCCUCCUCUGUGCCCUUCUCGUGCUUCUUGGCUUGGCCACUGCGUUGGUGCUGACCUCGUUAAUGGCCGAGUUCAGCAAAGUCUGUGAUGCCAAAGUGCGUCAGGAACCUGACCUUUUUGCGGGAAAGUCGGCCUAUGCUCAGAGCUAUGGGAUUUUCAACGUGGCAUGGGCGGCAGGUAGUUUGCUGGGGCCACUCGUUUCGGGAUCUAUUAGGACGGCUGCCGGCUGGAAAACCAUGACGUGGACGAUGGCUUUGUGGUGCGCGGUAGGCGUCCUUCCCACCGUAUUGUAUUCAGGUGGCAUGAUCAGGAAGAGCCAGAGGCCGAACCGGGGCAGAGGAGUUUUGGCCGAUGAGACUGCGUGA
This is a messenger RNA of Rhinocladiella mackenziei CBS 650.93, 1497 nucleotides long. RefSeq lists its product as uncharacterized. The record is from RefSeq and is a predicted model, not a curated record. Bases 1 to 1497 code for a protein of 498 amino acids. Gene Ontology annotation, biological process: transmembrane transport. The transcript is spliced from 2 exons. Gene Ontology annotation, molecular function: transmembrane transporter activity. Lineage: Eukaryota; Fungi; Ascomycota; Eurotiomycetes; Chaetothyriales; Herpotrichiellaceae.